AUGCCAGAUUUUAUUGUUCGUCCGUCGAAUACGGAGAAAGAUGCCUUCCGGGUCAAGUUGACUGCCGUAUCCAUGCUUUCACUAAAACUGAAAUCGGGUGAUACCUGUGAAAUUCAGAGUACAGACUCUUCUAAGUAUGGGAGGAAACGGCUGGCGAUAGCCUGGGAAGCCUCUGGAGCAGGAAUAAAGGACUCGGUCGUGCAAACUUCCAAACUUCUCCAAGACCUCUAUGGCUUCAAACUGGGCGAUAAAAUCACCAUCACCAGAUCUUCACAGCCCUUAACGAAUGCCGACACGGUCACUCUUCAGAGCUGUGGACCCCGGCAUGAUGAGCAGGCUAUCAAAUUCUGGGAGAAAUAUGCAAAGUUGACCAUACCGGGAACGGACGAAUGUAUAGCUCUAGCUCGGAAAAUCCAAUUCAAGUUGGGUAUUGAUACUGCGGAAUUCAUGGUCAAAGAUAUCGGAGUUCCAGAUGCAAUGAUUGCGCGUGUUACAGGACAUACCCACUUUGCAAUUAGCAGGAGCGACACGCCAGAUCAUUCGUGGGAAAUCAACUUCAACCCUCGGAACCUUGGUGGAUUGCGCGAUCAGAUAACUCACGUGCAAGAUAUAGUGGCCAGGGUACGGCGACCUAUUGUGAAACAGUAUUUCCAACUCUACCGACCCAUUCAAGGAAUUUUGGUGUACGGGGCUAAAGGCACCGGCAAGACCGCAUUUAUUACAGCCCUGGCACAGUCGGGAUGGUCUCAAGUUAUUUCCUGGAAACCUGGCACGCAAAUGUGUGAAUCGACCGAACCUCGAUUGGUCAUUAUCCGUUCGAGACACCUCCUUCGGAAUGCAGGUCCUGUACCCGGAGUGACUGAUGAGCUCGAAAAUUUAUUUAAUGACAUUCGAGGAUUUCCUACAUUGGUGAUAGGCGAAGUCCAGCAUCCCAAUGACAUUGAUCCAACGCUACGAUCGGAAGGGAAAUUUGCAGCCGAAAUGGAGCUUCCCAUCCCUUCUGCCAACCAAAGGAAGGAGAUUUUGCUGGCUUUGCGUGGCAAUGACGCCACCCCACAGGACGAGUUGCUUCAAGAGAUGGCAGCCCGAACACAUGGUUAUGUGGGUGCGGAUCUGUACGCUCUUAUGCGGAGAACACUUGAGCUUGCAUCAGAUCGCACUCCAGUACCCAAAGACGAGGAAGAGAAGACGGUCAAUGGCGAGGAGCAUGCAGGUCCCGAAUUGGAGAAACCGCGACAAUCUGUGGGUGGUGGUGAAAACAAGCCUCGCUUCCAUGUGACUUCCGCUGACCUGGACGCGGCCCUCCAACAGAUCCGACCAUCUGCCCUUCAAGAAAUAUUCCUCGAAACACCCAAUGUCCAUUGGUCAGACAUUGGAGGUCAGCAUGAAAUCAAACAUCAACUCCGCAAUGCUGUUGAGCGUCCAUUGAAAUUUGCGGACCGAAUGAAAAAACUGGGAUUGCAACCAAAGAAAGGUGUCCUCCUCUAUGGUCCACCAGGUUGCUCAAAGACCUUACUUGUCCGAGCUCUCGCCACGGAAGCAGGUCUCAACUUUCUCGCCGUCAAAGGGGCAGAGCUGAUUUCCAUGUACGUUGGAGAGAGUGAGAGGGCCACUCGAGAAGUAUUUCGAAAGGCUCGAGCGGCAAGUCCAAGCAUUAUAUUUUUCGACGAGAUUGAUGCAAUCGCCUCUCGUGGAAAAAGUGGGAGUGAUCUGAAUGUCCUCACCACCCUCUUGAACGAAAUGGAUGGAUUUGAGGAACUUCGAAGUGUCCUUGUGGUUGCUGCCACUAACAAACCACAAAACAUUGAUCCGGCUCUUUUACGUCCUGGACGAUUCGAUAAUGUGGUGUAUAUUGGCCCACCAGAUCUUGAAGCGAGAAAAGAGAUUUUUCAGAAACGGCUGGAGAAGAUUCAAUACGAAUUUCAAAUCGGUUUAGGUGAAGACAUUCAUGAGUUUGCCCAGUCGACAGAAGGUUUUUCUGGAGCGGAGAUUGUUGCGAUUUGUCAAUCUGCAGGGGAAUAUGCUUUUGACGCAGAUCGGGAAACAAUUAUCUCGGACGAUAUCAGAAAGGCCAUUGUGAAUACUCCCAAGAGUAUCACGAAGGAAAUGUUAUCGGAGUUUGAAUUUUGGAACGCUACCAGAAUGCGUUGA
This is a messenger RNA of Rhinocladiella mackenziei CBS 650.93, 2151 nucleotides long. RefSeq lists its product as uncharacterized. The record is from RefSeq and is a predicted model, not a curated record. NCBI's taxonomy places the organism in Eukaryota, Fungi, Ascomycota, Eurotiomycetes, Chaetothyriales, Herpotrichiellaceae. The transcript has a single exon. Bases 1 to 2151 code for a protein of 716 amino acids. Gene Ontology annotation, molecular function: ATP binding; ATP hydrolysis activity. Gene Ontology annotation, cellular component: cytoplasm.